This is a messenger RNA of Pyrus x bretschneideri (Chinese white pear), 1057 nucleotides long. RefSeq lists its product as uncharacterized. The record is from RefSeq and is a predicted model, not a curated record. The transcript has 3 exons. Lineage: Eukaryota; Viridiplantae; Streptophyta; Magnoliopsida; Rosales; Rosaceae. The coding region runs from base 232 to 783 and encodes 183 amino acids.
AAUCAUCGUGGAGCAAUUUGUAGGGUGGGAUUGCUCUUAAGGCGGGCAAGGGAUGAAUACCGUAUACUGCGCUGGUAUACAAAAAGAACAGAUAGGAAGACGCUAUUUCUCUCCGUCUUAGUCUCAUAUCCGACGACAGACCGAGCAACCAGUGUUUAUUUGGCAACCAACGAACGAGUGAAGGCGAACACAGGCUCGAUCUCAUCGAUUAGUGCAUUGCAGAGGUAAUCGAUGGAGGCUGCUGGCGAUAUCAGUGCUCGCAAGGGAGUUACGGUUGGUGCUGUGUCCGCCCUUGUUUCCCAAUAUAACAAACUAUCAGUGUGUAACACCUCGGAGCAUCUCAUAAGUACUAGAAACUCUACGGGCAAGGAGGAGGACGAGGAUGCACAUCAACCGAGCUAUAAGGCUAACAAGAAGAAAAGAUAUCUGGAUGCCAAAAAACCGGCCUAUCGUUCACCAAACAAGAACAAGGCGGCCUAUCAAUUUCCCACUAUGCCACCAUGGCCAUGGCCAGUUGCUGAGGACAUGCCUGUUGAUGAAACCCCCUUUCCCGAAUGUCUCUACCUUUUGACUGAUGGUGAUGGUCGCAAGGUUGCAUUAUCUGAUGAGCCUUUUGACUUGGAAGAUUUUUAUGCUGAUCUAGAGAAGGCCGAUGCCAGGACGAAGGAGUACCUGAUCUGGAGGGAGGAGGAGAGGAAGAAGGAGAAGGAGGCUAUGUGCAGAAAGCCGCGAGGAACGAGGCUAGGAAAAAGGCGGGCUAUAAUUCGGGGUCUGGCGAAGUGACCCUACCCUGGAAGUAGGUAGGAGGAGAUUGUGUAACUUCUAUGGAUUGACACAACGACUUGUCAAGGAGGUAGUCACUUCUUUUUUUUGGUAGAGGUUUAGUAGCAUAAAUAGGUUAAUCGUUGAUAGGCUUAUAGCAAGCAUGCUUUUUAUUUAUUUAUUUUUUAGGAGAAUAUGAUGAUGGGGUGUGUCGUUCGUGUAUGUAUCUAUCGACUUAUGGUCCCAACAGAGUGCCGAUUGUUGCUUAGUAGGACCUUGUUCAUGGUUUUCUCCA